AAACCCUAGCGUUACGAUGUUUAUAAUCGAAAAAUCGUUUCUCUCCCCUCGCCUGUCUCUUCUCCGCCCCGCUCCUCAUCCUCAUCCGCUGUGGUCGCGUAAUCUUGGAGUUAGAUAGCUUGCGAUUUAAGCUAGGUUUUAGAGGUGAAAAUAGUUUCAGCAGGUGAAUUUGACUUUUUUGCUUGCAGUUGGAGUUAGAUAGCUUGCGAUUUAAGCUAUCAUUGUUGAAGUUUGCUGAUUAAACCGGUGAACGUAGGCUCUUUUAUUACAGGUAUUCUGAAAGAAGCUUUCAGAAGAAACUUUCCAGUCAAGUGGGCACAUUCCACAUCAACCAUGGCAGAUACAACUAAAGAUGAUACUGGGAGCCUUAAAGAACAAUUAGCAAAGGUAUUUGAGGUCUCACUGAAAGUUACCGUCCCAGAUGAACCAGAAGUGCUGCCUCUAAUUGCUCCGUGCUCCAGAAAGGAAGCUGGUGAUUACCAAUGCAACAAUGCCAUGAGCUUAUGGUCUAAAAUAAAAGGCAAGGGUACCGACUAUAAAGGUCCACAACCUGUUGGACAGGCGAUCAUGCGAAAUCUUCCAGCAUCUGACAUGAUUGAAUCAUGCUCUAUAGCUGGUCCUGGCUUUAUAAACGUUAAGUUAUCAACACAAUGGAUAGCUAAGAGCAUCCAGAAGAUGCUAAUUGAUGGUAUAGACACAUGGGCACCAAAGCUUCCGGUCAAAACGGCAGUAGUUGACUUUUCGUCACCCAACAUUGCAAAGGAAAUGCAUGUGGGCCAUUUAAGGUCAACUAUCAUUGGAGACACGCUAGCCCGUAUGCUUGAGUAUUCUAAAGUUGAUGUCCUUCGCAGAAACCAUGUCGGGGAUUGGGGCACUCAGUUUGGAAUGUUGAUUGAGUUUCUAUUUGAAAAGUUUCCAGACGGCAAAGUUAAUGAUCAGGAUAUUGGAGAACUUGAGGUGUUCUAUAAGGCCUCAAAACAGCGGUUUGAUGGUGAUGCUGCAUUUAAAGAGAGAGCCCAACAAGCAGUAGUCAGUCUCCAGGGCGGGGAGGAGAAGUACAGGAAGGCAUGGGCACAAAUCUGUGAGAUAAGUCGGAAGGGUUUUGAAAAAGUGUAUCAGCGUUUAGGGGUCCACUUGGAAGAAAAGGGUGAAAGCUUUUACAAUCCCUUUAUUCCUGGAACCCUAGAUCUUCUCAGGCAAAAGGGUUUGAUUGAAGAAAGUGAAGGAGCUCAGGUGAUCUUUAUCGAAGGAAAAAAGAUACCUCUUAUAGUUGUCAAGAGAGAUGGAGGUUUCAAUUAUGCUUCAACAGAUCUUGCAGCUCUAUGGUAUCGUCUUAACGAGGAAAAAGCUGAGUGGAUAAUAUACGUGACUGAUGUAGGGCAGAGAGAGCACUUUGAAAUGUUUUUCACCGCUGCUAAACGUGCAGGAUGGCUACCAACUGAUGAGAACAAACACCCUAAAACAAGUCAUGUAGGGUUUGGUCUUGUUCUUGGGGAUGAUGGAAAGAGAUUUAGAACGCGUAGUACGGAAGUAGUUAAGUUGGUCGAUUUGCUUGAUGAAGCUAAAACUCGUUGUAAAGCUGCUCUUGUAGAGCGAGGUAAAGCGGCUGAGUGGACUCCUGAGGAGCUUGAGCAAACUGCUGAAGCUGUUGGAUAUGGUGCUGUUAAGUAUGCAGACCUGAAGAAUAACCGAUUGACGAAUUACACAUUCAAUUUUGAUCAGAUGCUUAACGAUAAAGGAAAUACUGCUGUAUAUUUGCUGUAUGCACAUGCUCGAAUCUGUUCAAUUAUAAGAAAAUCCGGUAAAGACAUCGAGGAAUUGAAAAGGGAGGGACAAAUAAAAUUGGAGAAAGACGAAGAACGCAAGCUGGGAUUACAUUUGCUCCAGUUUCCUGAGGUUGUCGAAGAGGCGUGCACAAAUUUGCUACCAAAUGUUCUGUGUGAGUACCUAUAUGAUUUAUCUGAGAAGUUCACGAGUUUCUACUCCGAGUGCCAGGUUGUUGGGUCUGCUGAGGAGACAAGCAGAUUACUGUUGUGUGAGGCAACUGCAGUCGUCAUGAGGAAAUGCUUUCAUCUUUUGGGGAUUACUCCUGUCUACAAAAUAUGAUACGUAGUUUUACAAUUUGGACCCUGUAGAAUUUCAUUGAAUCUCAAUACACCCAAGAAGAUUUUAAAUGUUUGUAUGGGUCCUUUUUUGCUGAUUUCUGUGACUAGAUUCUGAUUGUAACACAAAUUUAUGAUUUAUGCACUUAGCAUGCUAAAAGUUUUAUAUGCUUGAUCUAUUUAAA
Messenger RNA from Helianthus annuus (common sunflower), 2287 nucleotides. Its product is annotated as arginine--tRNA ligase, chloroplastic/mitochondrial. NCBI's taxonomy places the organism in Eukaryota, Viridiplantae, Streptophyta, Magnoliopsida, Asterales, Asteraceae. Gene Ontology annotation, molecular function: ATP binding; arginine-tRNA ligase activity. Gene Ontology annotation, biological process: arginyl-tRNA aminoacylation. The record is from RefSeq and is a predicted model, not a curated record. Gene Ontology annotation, cellular component: cytoplasm. The coding region runs from base 334 to 2106 and encodes 590 amino acids. The transcript is spliced from 19 exons.